AUGCCUUCGAAACUGAAAAUCACUCCACGUUAUUCAAACGAACGUGGUCUUGCUGAUCAUGGUUGGCUACAUUCAUAUCACACUUGGUCAUUUGAUUCUUACUAUGAUCCUCAUUAUCCAAAUGGUUUCGGUUGUUUACAUGUUCUUAAUGAAGAUCGUGUUGAGCCAAAAAAAGGUUUUGGCACACAUUUUCAUCAAGAAUAUGAAAUCUUUUCAUAUAUCGUCGAUGGAGAACUUCAACACAAAGAUUCUAUGGGUAAUACAGAGAUUAUACAUCGUGGUGAAAUACAAUUUACAUCGGCUGGAACAGGUAUUCGUCAUUCAGAAUAUAAUGAAAACAAUUCAUUAUGGGUUCAUUUUAUUCAAAUAUGGGUUAAGCCAAAUAAAUCAAAACUACAACCAUCAUAUGUGACAAAAAAAUGGUCAGAUGAAGAGAAAUUGAAUAAGCUUUGUCUAUUAAUCGACGAUAUUGAAAAUUCGAAUAAUACUUCUAUUGCAAUUCAUGCACCAAUAUCAAUGUUUGCGAGUAUUUUACAGCCAAAUAAAUCUGUAAAACAUAUCUUUGCCAAAACAAAAGGAUACAUUCAUUUGAUCAUGCGUAGUGGAUAUGUAACACCUUAUAAAAAUAAUGAAGAGAAGAGUGGUGCAAAAAUUCGAAUUGGACAAGAUAUUAUUUUGGAAGAAGGUGAUGGAGCAUUUAUCAACUGCGAACAGGUUCCUGCCGAACUAUUAAUUGAAAGUAUUGGAGAAAUAAAUGCCGAGUUUUUAUUAUUUGACCUUGAAUAA
This is a messenger RNA of Rotaria sp. Silwood1, 786 nucleotides long. The record is from the annotation of a GenBank genome assembly. NCBI's taxonomy places the organism in Eukaryota, Metazoa, Rotifera, Eurotatoria, Philodinida, Philodinidae.